AUGAAUAUGGGUCGUAACAACUCAAGCCAUUGCACUCGACGUAGCCGUUACACUCUCUCCCUCAAAACAAAAAACAGCACAACAUUGGCGGAAGCGGUGGCGGCGAUUAGGGCUUUGGCUUGGGUUAUUCGAUCCAGCAAGGCCACUACGAUGAUGGAUCUCGAGAUUGAGCUCAAGAAAGCUUCCGAUUCCCUCAAAUCAUGGGACACAACCUCCAUCUCUUUGGCAGCUGGCUGCGAUCUGUUCAUGCACUACGUAACAAGAACUUCAGCUCUGGAAUAUGAGGACUUUAAUUCGGCUAAGUCUCGCCUUCUUGAACGUGCAGAGAAAUUUGGUAAUCAACCGGUCCAAAUGUCGCAUUACCAUGAAAAGCUAUUGACCAAGUCUGUAUUGCAGGCUCGCAAAAUCAUUGCCAUGCUUGGUCAAGAUUUUAUUUUUGACGGUUGUACCAUUUUGGUGCAUGGUUUAUCUCAAGUGGUGUUGGAAGUUUUGAAGACAGCUGCCCAAAGUAGGAAGCUCUUUCGAGUUUUAUGCACAGAGGGAAGGCCAGACAGGAUAGGAUUACAAUUGUCCAAUGAACUAGCAAAGCUUGAUGUUCCUAUGAAGCUCUUAAUAGACUCUGUUGUGCCAUAUGGUAUGGAUAAAGUAGACAUGAUAUUUGUUGGGGCGGAUGGAGUGGUGGAAAGCGGAGGUAUAAUUAACAUGAUGGGGACUUAUCAAAUUGCAUUGGUGGCCAAAAGCAUGAACAAACCGGUUUAUGUGGCUGCUGAAAGGUAUAAGUUUGCUCGUCUCUAUCCAUUGGACCAAAAAGACAUGGUCCCUGCCUUGCGCCCAAUCGAUUUUGGGGUACCCAUCCCAUCGAAGGUCGAAGUUGAAACAUCAGCUCGGGAUUAUACACCUCCACAAUAUCUUAACCUACUCUGUACAAAUCUGGGUGUCCUAACGCCAUCUGAACCGUCUGUACCAGUUUUGCUCAUAUCAUCACCCCCAUGA
Molecule: messenger RNA, 993 nt
Organism: Ilex paraguariensis (yerba mate)
Lineage: Eukaryota; Viridiplantae; Streptophyta; Magnoliopsida; Aquifoliales; Aquifoliaceae
Source: the annotation of a GenBank genome assembly